Molecule: messenger RNA, 5403 nt
Organism: Candoia aspera
Lineage: Eukaryota; Metazoa; Chordata; Lepidosauria; Squamata; Candoiidae
Product: vitellogenin-2-like
Exons: 35
Coding region: 1-5166 (1721 amino acids)
Biological process (GO): lipid transport
Molecular function (GO): lipid carrier activity
Source: RefSeq, a predicted model, not a curated record
AUGAAGGGAAUCCUCCUAAUUCUUCUAGUGGCCCUUGUGGGGAACCAGAAGCCCCAAACAAAAACCCAGAAUCCUGAAGCUGGAACGGAGAAUGUUGAAAUCAAGCCAGAAUUUCGUGAUGGAGAAAGCCUGAUAUACGAUUAUACUGUCUCUGUUGAAAGUGGAGUGCAAAGUGCCGGGCUUGGAAAAGCUAAUAUGAACAUAUCAGCUACUGCAGUGAUCACAGGAGGUCAACGAGAGCAUAAGCUUGAGAUUAAGGAUGUAAGAAUGGAAUGUGCUGCUGGAUUAUUCCCAAGAAAUACCUUGUCAGAAGCACCAAAGGAAGUUAAACAGUUCCUUGAGUGUGAUGCCAGUUUCUCCUACACUGGGAAAAUUGAAUCCAUCCGUAUGCGAAAAAAUGUAUCUUUUCAUUGCAAGAAUGUUAUCAGAGCCGUGUUGAACGCGUUUAUUCUCACAACAAGGAACCAGAAGGAGUAUGACGUACUGGAGGAUGGAACUGAAGGUGAAUGUAACACCAAGUAUGUUAACUAUGAAGACAAAAGAGACAACCUCAUCAUGAUGACCAAAUCCAGGAACCUGAACAACUGCAAAGAGAGAGUUAUGCUGAACUCUGGACUGCCCUUGUUCCAAGUCUGCCCCCACUGCCUCCAGAGGGAGAGAUGGGUUCAAGGCACAACUAACUUUGCCAUCCAACUGAAGCGUGUCAGUGCUGGUUACCAGAUCGCUCAAGUCAAGUCUGAACAAAUAUACCACUUUGCUCUGUUAAAUGGAAACGAAGGUGCUGGAUAUAUGAAAGCGAAGCAAUCGCUGGUCUUGACAGAUGUGAAAACUGAACAAGUCCAAGUGCAGCAGCAGCAGGGAGAGUUUGAAAUGGUGGACCUUCAUUUUGAGUUUCCCAAAUACCUGCCUUUGCCUGUGUUGGAUGUUCUGAACAGAGAUCCUGUAAAACAGGCUUAUGAUGUCUUGCAAGAAUUUGAGCCCUGGGCACAGUUCCCCCAUAAAAAGUCUGACUUCCAAGGUUUAAGUCUGCAUCGAAUGCUACAACGCAUGGACAGUAACGAUAUGAACACUCUCUACACUAAGGUUUCAAACAUUCCUUCUGCCAGAAAAGCCCUAUUGAUUGCAUGUAGCAAUGUGGGUACUUCAAAUUCACUGAAGUUCAUCAAGGACAGACUCAUCAGUGGAGAUCUUCAGGAAACUGAAAAGACUUUGAUUGUUUUCUCAACCCUCUUUUUUGCCACUCCUGAUACUACUAGAGUGGAAGAAACAGCUAAAGUGGCAGGAGAAAUACUUUCCAAAAUCCCUGACAAAUUAUCUUUCUUAGGAAAGUCAUCUUACUUGGCUUAUGGGAAUAUGGUGUACAAGCAAUGCUCUACUUCUCGGACGUGUCACCCUAAAUUGCUUGAGCCUUUCCAAAACCUCCUAGCUGAGGGAUUUCGCGAGAAAGAUGAGAACAAAAUUGUAUUAGCUCUGAAAACCAUUGGCAACGCAGGUCAGCUAGCCAACCUGAAACAAGUGAGACUCCUGAGUGAGUCUACUAAAUAUCCUGAAUACCUCCAGACCACUGCAAUUCAGACCCUGGUGCAAAUCGGCAAGCAGGAUCCUACAAAGGUUCAGGGCAUUCUCAAUCAGAUCAUUAUGGAUACUUCACGCUGUGUGGCAGUCCGAAUAACGGCUUUCACUGGCCUCUUAGAAAGCAACCCUCCUGUACAUACAAUAACAGGCUUGGCCUUUGCAAUGCUGCAUGAAGAGAAUCACGAGGUUUUCAGCUUUGUGUACUCUCAUCUUCAGAGCAUCUCAGAAGCCACGGACCCCGUGUACAGGGAACUGGCUGGUUCUUGCAAAAUGGCCCUUAUAAUUCUGAACUCCAGUCUUGACAAACUGAACUCCCAUUACAGCAAGUCUUGGCGUUAUCAAGUUUCCGGCUUUUCACUAAACAAUGGAGUUAACUUGGAAUUGUUAAGUUAUGGUGGUGGACAUCCUUCAAAUAUCAUCUUUAAGUCAGAUGCAAUGCUUUCUGGUUCCUUAGUUAACGUACUGAAGAUCACAGUGCAAACUGAGGGUUUAAGUAAAUUGUUUGGAGAAUCAGUUAGCCAGUCUGACCAAUACCCUAUCCAUCAGAAGAUCAAAGAUACUAUAGCCAAGAUGCAGAAACUUAUGAUAUCAAGCAUGCAGGCAGCGUUGAAAGAUCUAUCACCCUACUUAUCCCAGUUCAACAUGAUUGCAGAAACUUCGCAAUUACAUCCUACGCUUGCUGGACUGCCGUUUGAAAUAAAUGCUAAUGCUAUCUGGGGAGUGCAUGGCUCAUGGAAGGCAAAAUCAGAACUAUCCCAGGAAGAUCUCAGUGCAGCCAAAAUGCAAGUACAGCUUGACAGCAACAUUGAUGCCUAUGGUCAGGGAACAUUAUCCUGGGGAAUUCAUACAGACUUUAUGGAGAGUAAGGUGGAAAUCAAAGGCAGGAUCCAUUCAGAAGGUGCACUCAAAUUGAAUGCUUCACUGGACAUGCCACAAAAAAGAUUUAAAGCAGAAGUUGGUGGUCUUCGUGAGACAAUAACCGCAAGCCAUGAGGCACAUGCUGUAGUAAGGUACCCACGUGUUGAGAAAAAGGCUCCAAUUCUUCCAGAGGGACUUGAUAUUGAUACCUUGGAUGAAGGGUUUGAUGCAGAGAAAGGCAACAUCAAACAACAAGCUAAAGGUGGCCACAGACGUCAGGAGCUUCAGGACGGAUGCUUGCCUUUCGAUAGUCCAGUGAAUCUGUGCUUGAAAACCAAGAAAACAGGAUAUGUGCCCAGACGGAAUACAGCAAUGCAUGUGUUAUGCUCAGAACAUGAAAUAAAGCUUUGGACCGAAACAGGUGCUUCUGUGGAGAAGAUGCAGCUAGAUGUCCAAGUGGGCCCUGGAAAAAUUAGGAUGAGAAGAGAAGCAGUACCUGAGGAAGAAGAAGAAGCGGUGACAGUAGAAGAACAGGGGGAUGAUGUCAAAUAUCAGAAGAAGCCAUCCCAGGACGCCAAACGCCCAGAUCCAGGAAAAAGCUCUUCCAUUGAUUUCUCCAUGGCUGCUCCUCCAGUGAAAAAGGGAAAAGGCCAAAAGAAAGGAGAUACCAGCAGCAGCAGCAGCAGCAGCAGCAUCACCACCAGCAAGGACACCAACAGUGAGGACAGCAGCGAGAGCAGCAGCAGCAGCAGCAGCAGCAGCAAAGGGUCACGUCAUCGUGACACAAGGGAGUCCUCCCAGCGCCGGUCUAGAGAUAGUUCUUCUAGCAGCAGGGACAGCAGGGACACCAGGGACAGCAGCAGCAGCAGCAGCAGCAGCAGCAGCAGCAGCCGUGACAGCAGCAGCGACAGCAGCAGCAGCAGCCGUGACAGCAGCAGUGACAGCAGCAGCAGCAGCCGUGACAGCAGCAGCGACAGCAGCAGCAGCAGCGACAGCAGCAGCAGCAGCGACAGCAGCAGCAGCGACAGCAGCCGCGACAGCAGCAGUGACAGCAGCAGCAGCAGCAGCCGUGACAGCAGCAGUGACAGCAGCAGCAGCAGCAGCCGUGACAGCAGCAGCGACAGCAGCAGCAGCCGUGACAGCAGCAGCAGCAGCGACAGCAGCCGUGACAGCAGCAGCAGCAGCGACAGCAGCAGCAGCAGCCGUGACAGCAGCAGCGACAGCAGCAGCAGCCGUGACAGCAGCAGCAGCAGCGACAGCAGCCGCAGCGACAGCAGCCGCAGUGACAGCAGCAGCGACAGCAGCAGCAGCAGUGAAAGUUCCUUGGGCUCCAGCAGCGAAGAAGACAUAAAAGACUCUUCCUUGGAACCAGUUCUGUCUGCUCGAUUCCGCAUCAUCUAUCGUAAUAAGAAGCAAGAUGGACUCGAUGCUGUGGUGCAUGCAAGUCCCUCUGCAUUUAAAAUGUUAGUGAAAAGCAUCACCAGCCAAAGCACAGUUAUGUGCUUGGAAUAUGCGGCAACCAGUUCUAAUAAAGUGAAGUCUUCUCUGAAAAUUGGUGGGGAUGGCAAAGACUAUGCAGUUUCAGGAGAACUAGAGACUGGUACGUUUGCUGGAAAGCCAGCUCUUCAGUUGAAGGCUAGGUAUCAUAAAGUUCCUGAAGCAAUGACUGAUGCUAUGGAAGAGAUUGGUGCAGUGAUCCCUGGAAUUGCCUACCAGGCAGGCUUCUUUCACAAAUACCAAAAGAAUCCUCCUCAAGAAUUUACAAUUAUUAUGGCUCUAAAAGAACCAAACAGUUGUAUCAUGGUCAUGAAACUGCCAGAUGGUGUGAUCGCUAAUGAAAACUGCAUACUUCCAUUUUCAGUGCCCAUGGAUCCCAAAGUCAAAACUUCAAAAAUCUCAGAUAUUCCAAAAUUGCUUUUUGCUAGUCUGAAUGGUGUUUGUACAGUACAAGGUAAAAGAAUUACAUCUUUCGACAAUAAAAUCAUUACAAAAGGAUUGCCUCCUGACUGUUACAUGAAUAUGUUAGGAGACUGUACUUGUCACAAGAAGCUGAUGUUGCUGAUGAAAUAUGAAUCAAAAUACAAUAAUAGUCUUCUAAUUGAUAUUCGUGGUGAAGUUGACAUGAUCCUCAAGCAGCGUGAUGGUGAACUCAUUGUAGAAAUAAAUGGCACUAAAGUACGGGGUGCAGUUCUCCCUGUUAAAUUUCAAGGUUUGCCUCUUAGAAUGAAGAAAAAAUUAGACGAAGUGGAAGUUAGCAUGCCCUCAUAUGGAGUUGAUCGAGUGAAAUAUACAGGAAGUUCUGCCGUGUUUGAAGUUAAUCCCUUGAUAGAAAAUUCAUGCGGUCUCUGUGGAUGGUAUGGUUCAGAAGCAAAAACGUUUCGGAGACCAAGUGGCCACUUAGCUAAAGAUGAAGUGAGCUUUGUUCAGUCAUGGGUCGUCCCUGAUGAUUGCGGUGGAGCCUGUAAACUGCGACACUCAAUAGUGAGACAUGAGAAUCCAGUCCUAACUGGGCAAGAAAAUCCACAAUGUGCUACCAAUCUUCCUGUCACACGCUGUGCUGAAGGCUGCUCAGCCACUAGUACCACCCAAAUCUUGGCUGGCUUCCAUUGUGUGCCAGCUGGAGCAACCUUGCCUUCUGAAUUGAAAGUGCUGGCUGAAAAAUCUGAAGACCUGGUAGACACCAUUGAAUCUCACACAUCCUGCUCUUGUGAACAGGAACAAUGUGCUGCAUGAGCCUUUGACUGAGCAGAGUCAAUGCGUGUUCUGUUUUUUGCUGUGAGGGCUGAUAUGUCAAUUCUAGGCUACUGCACAGUUGUUAAUUAAAUUAUUUUAAGAACCCUACUGUACCUUCUUAAAGAAAUUCAAUUCUUUCUAAAGCAAGUCUAAGCCUUAUUCCAAUAGCCACCCAGUUAACUGUAAAUGAAACAGAUGAUUUUCUAAUAAACACUUGCAUUCCAAAAGAAAAAUAAA